AUGAAUGGCCUCAAUGGCAGCAACAUGCCGGCGUUGGUUAAUGGCUACCCCACGCCGGCAGGCUAUCAGGCGGAACUGGCCUACAUCUACAACAUGGUCGAGGUGCUGAGCCAACAGCUGGCUGAGAACAAACGCGCCCUGGAGGACGUGGUGGCCAGUGUCGGCCGGGUCAGGAACCGAGCAAGGACGCAGUCGUUAGGGAACGAGGAGCUGCUGUCCUCAGCCGCCGACGACCUCGGCACACAAGAAGCAAACAUCGACACCACUAUCUCCCUGCUCACUGAGCUGUUCGAGCGCGCCAAGUUCAGCCGCGACGAGUACCGCACCCUCUCGACACACUACGCCUCCGUGAUCGCCGCGAUGCUGAAGCAGCUGCACGACUACAAGCAAAAACACGUCGCCGACGUCGCCUCGUGGCACCGGUCGUACCGCGCGCAGCUGGCCGAGGAGCGAGCCGAGAACACGAGGCUGCGCGAGCAGAUCUGGGAGAUGCAGGCGCACGCGGGCAAGGCCAACGAGAACCUGCGGCAGUUCCGCUCAAAGUACGACGAGGAUGGGGCGCGAUGGGAGCGGCGCGUCGACAUGAAGGCCAUGCGGCAGGAGCUGCGGUUCUGGAAGAGGAUGGCCAUGCCCGAGAUGGCCGAUGACGACCCCUACUGGAGCGACGAUGACGACCUGGUCGACCACAUGGAGAAGCUCAGGCUGCAGGAGAUGGAGAGGAAGGCCGCCGAGGAGGCGCUUGCUGGUGUUGGGGCGAUGGACCAGAGCAUGGAAGGGCAGGACUCGACGCUGGGCACGCAGCAAAUGGGGGGCGUGGCGAUGCAGAGAGAAGAUUCGCUUGGGGUUGGAAUGCCGGUCUUGCCACCCAGGCCUUCGAGUGCGGCGAGCACUGGAUCGUCUGGACAACAAGGUUGA
Messenger RNA from Diaporthe citri, 915 nucleotides. RefSeq lists its product as uncharacterized. The coding region runs from base 1 to 915 and encodes 304 amino acids. The record is from RefSeq and is a predicted model, not a curated record. NCBI's taxonomy places the organism in Eukaryota, Fungi, Ascomycota, Sordariomycetes, Diaporthales, Diaporthaceae. The transcript has 2 exons.